This is a messenger RNA of Zea mays, 851 nucleotides long. RefSeq names its product SAUR20 - auxin-responsive SAUR family member. The record is from RefSeq and is marked provisional. NCBI's taxonomy places the organism in Eukaryota, Viridiplantae, Streptophyta, Magnoliopsida, Poales, Poaceae. Gene Ontology annotation, biological process: response to auxin. The transcript has a single exon. The coding region runs from base 90 to 593 and encodes 167 amino acids.
UCAAAACUAACUCGUUGAGAGCGGCCUCCUCAAAGCCCGCAGAAAAAAAUUCCCAAGAUCGUCGUCGUCCCGAGCUCAAACAAGCGCAGAUGGAGCAGUCCGGCGCCAAGAAGUCGAACAAGAUCACCGAGAUCGUGCGGAUGCAGCGGAUGCUGAAGAAGUGGCGCAAGCUGUCGGUCACCCCCAAGGAGCCAAGCUCGCCGACCGGCGGCGGCGGCGGCAAUGCCGUUGGCGAGAGCAAGGCUAAGAAGUUCCUGAAGCGGACGCUUUCUUUCACGGACGCACCGCCCUCGGGGUCCCCGCCCAAGGGCCACCUCGCCGUGUGCGUGGGCCCCGCGGCGCAGAGGUUCGUGAUCCCGACGGAGUACCUGAAGCACCGCGCCUUCGCGGCGCUGCUGCGGGAGGCCGAGGAGGAGUUCGGGUUCCAGCAGGAGGGCGUGCUCCGCAUCCCCUGCGAGGUCCCCGUCUUCGAGUCCACCCUCAGGGCCGUCGAGAAGAACAAGAAGGACGCCGCCGCCUCCUGUUACUGCAGCGCCGAGUACGCCGCCGACGAGGUCGGGCGCGGCACGCCCAACAACCCGCUCUGCAGAUAGGUGGAGCUCGAGGACAGAACAAAAAUGUCUUCUUCCUCUUCCUUUUUUUGUUUCUUUCUUCUUGCUCUAUGUAACGUGGUGUGGUGAGGGAUUGAGCCGAUAGCAUCUCCCCCCGCGGAUUACAAUUACUGCUCCGAUUUCUCUCUCUCUCUGCUGAACCGAGCUGAUCUUGACUGGGUAAUGCAGCCCUCGUGGAUGCAACGAAUUAUGGAAAAAUUGAUGUGGAAACGACGGGUGUUACGUGUUCUAUUGAAAGGC